CUGCCUCUGUGCUUUUUUUAGAGUAUAUGUGUGUGUGUGUGUUUACGCGUGGCUCUGGCUCUGUGUUACCUGUGCUAGCAAAUGCAUAAGAGCAUAAAAUAUGUUUGGUGUGGCUACGUUGAGCCCGUGGCGGUGGUGUUGCAAAUAAUCGUUAAACCCGCUGAUAACUGCACAAUGUUACUGUACUUGUGCUUGCGGAAGUGUGUUUGUCCAGUGCUCUUCCACUAUCAGCUCGAACGAUGCUCGUCGCGAUCCAUCAUAACACAUCGAAGCAAAUCGAAGCAUAAUAAUCAUUUUGAGAUGUUCAGCUUAAAGUGAAGUGUGCUUAGCAACGGAAGCAGUGUUGUGGGUUACUCUUGGAACACGGGGAGAGUGGUGCAAUGUGGAAGAGCAAAAGGCAGGAGUAUUAUUCACCUAAGUGAUCGGUUUUUGUGCUGGAAACACAUAUACACAUACGUGCGAAUAUUGACAGCUACUUGUAAGAGGUAUGCUGACCAUCUAUGUGACCCCUUUUAGUGUGUGAUUACAGCUACUACUGGGGCGUGCACGUGUGUGUCGCCCCUUUCCGGCCCUGUACGUGAGUGGAAUAAGUGAAAUCUAAAGCACACACGGGCGCAAAGGCGCCAGCAGCAGCAACGACGACGAUGACGACGGUUGGCCACGUUUACCAAUAACGAUCGCCAUUAACACACCAGUGCUGUGAGACCGGAAGUGAACUAACUGCAUACGAUCAGGUUUUGUCGCGUUAUCGCAGUGUGUAGGUGUGCUACUACAGUGUAGUUCGCGUAUGGAUCGUUCUUAAGGACAGGAACAGUGGAAGUCAACAAGCAAACAACACAACACGACGACGACGACACCGUUUAAACUUCCUGUGACCAUACGGACGUCGUGAUCGUGUGAACGGGAAGAUCUAGUGUGCACGUUCAGGCGAGCAUAGAAAGAUGCACGUUCGUCGAUUGUCUCUGGUAUCUUCUUGGCAGUUCGAUUGACAGAGUUGUCGAGCACAACGAAUCGGUGCGUGUAAUCUGCCGAUCAACAAACAAAUAACACAAACCACACAACGACACGAAAGGAGUUGACGUCUACGGGGAGCCGUCGGUGAGCAGUCCCCCCCCACAAAGUACUCCCAUGCCAUGGUAAGCCGAGGCAGCACAAUGCGUCAACCGAUGGCGCUAUUUACUUUACUCGCACUAGCGACGUACGGCCUCAGCUUGAUGUCCACGGUAGCAAGUGUGGCAAGCAGUAGCAGAGGCAGCACAUCACAGCAAGCGAACAGUGCCGCUGAGCUGCAUCGAUUAGGUGGUGUGAGUCAGCUGUAUGACUACCGGCGGGAACUAUUGUUGGCCGGUGGAGAGCGAAGGAAACGUAGUGCCUUCAGCACACUGUACGACACGGGCAAUACACUCAGCGUGAAUGAAUAUGGCGGUGGGCCGGUCAGCAGCGGUAACGUCGGUAGCGGCAACGGUGGCUCUUCCAGAGAGUCCUACGUUGGGCCGGAGCUUUUGCGUGACAAUCGCAAACCCAGCUUCGUCGAGUGUGACAGCUACAAGCCGAUGCUGAAGGAAGAGCAGCCCGUUGGUACGCCGGUACUGCGAGUGACGGCGUCCGAUCCAGACCCGCGGCAAACGAUCGAGUACAGCUUCGUGACAACGCCCGGCGAACGGGCACGCUUUCGGAUCGAUAAGAGCACGGGAGACAUCACGACCGCUCACAUCUUCGACCGAGAUGAGCCGAUCCGCGAGAAGGAGAUCUACAUCACGGUUCGUGCGACCGAUAAUGGACGACCUCGGUUGGACGAUGUGUGCACUUUCAAGGUGACGAUUCUCGACAUCAAUGACAAUCCGCCCGUGUUCGAUAAGGUACGCUACGAAGAGUCGGUGACGAAAGACAUGAAGGCGAACCUGCGAGUUGCUACCAUCUCGGCAACGGAUAUGGACGACGGUGAUAACAGCAUCAUCAAGUACGAAAUCGUGCAGCAGAACCCUGACAGUAGCUACUUCAAGAUUAACGAGAACAACGGCCUCCUUACGCUUACGAAACCGGUCGAUCGUAGCCCUGGGCAGUACUAUUCCAUCCGUGUGCGAGCGUACAAUGUCGAUCCACAGGGUGAGGCCGUGCAGGAUGCGGAGGUGGAUGUUAAGGUACGCGUCGUGGAGUCCAACAAGCUGCCCCCAUACUUCACCAAGGUGCAAGCGGCUGCACUGGUGUUGAACGAGACAUUCAAAAACUACACCGAAUCGUUGGCAGAGUUCGAGGCAGAGUCUAACAUCCCCGAGAAGCCGGAAGUAAUCUUCGAACUGAUCCAAGGUCGUGCUGAGCAGACGAACUCGAAAAAUACAUUCCUGCUGGAGCAGAUCAACAACACUGCUUCGAUCAAGCUGGGAAAGACACUCGAUUAUGAGACUGUGACGGAGUACACGCUGACAGUGAGCGUCAAAAACUCGCACGAUCUUGUGGCGGAAACUGUGCUGAAGAUUAAGGUACUGGACGAGAACGACAUCAUUCCAGUGUUUACGGAAGUGACAUCGGGUACGAUACCGGAAGAUGAGCCACCCGGCACUCCCGUGAUGCAGGUACGAGCAUACGAUCUGGACGGCACACCGGCCAACAACAUCGUCUCGUACAGGUUUGACGAUGAGAACCAGCAACUGUUCCACAUCGACAGUCGAACGGGAAACAUCACGUCGCGGGUGGAGUUCGAUCGAGAGGCAACCGAUUCUUAUCAUUUGAAAAUCAUCGCAGAAGACAACUCUCCGUCGGCGCUGUACCGCAACGGCAAACCGAACAGUAUCUCUCAGCUGUUUAUCAUCAAGAUCUCGGACAAGAACGAUCACCAGCCGAAGUUCGUGAAGGAUCACUUCGUGGCAGAGAAUGUGCCGGAGGAUGCGAAUAUCAACACCGUGGUGAUUGAAGUGACGGCACUGGAUCAAGACACGGCCUCGCUCAUCACGUACAGCAUCAUUGAGGGCAAUGUGGGCGAUGCGUUCAAGAUCGAUGAAAACACCGGCCGUAUCUCGGUAAACAGCCGCCUCGACUACGAGACAAUCCGUGAGUACAUGUUGAUCGUGCAAGCGGACGAUGGGAUCUUCCAGGACAACGCAACAGUCUCGAUCAAGAUCGAAAACGUCAACGAUAAUCCACCGCGCUUCAUCGAUCUGCGCAAUGUUACGAUCCAGGAAGAGACCAUUCCGCCCGGGUGUAUUAUGACCAUCCAGGCGUAUGAUCCGGACAUCGAGAACCGAGACGAGCCGCAGCACAUUCGCUUUUCGUUUGUGAAGGAACAGGAAGAUCUGCUCGAGAUCGAUGAUACCGGUUGCCUUCGGUUAAGGAAGGCACUGGAUCGUGAUCCACCGCAAGGCUUCAAGAGCUGGCAGUUCAUCAUCACCGCGACGGAUGAGGAUGGUGCGGGCAAGAAAACGCCAGCGACUGUAAACAUAUUCUUGGAAGACAUUAACGACAACGCACCACGGCUUUCGAAUGCAAUGCCAGUCGUCUGGGGUGAGAAUCGUUCUCCUGGUUUGAUCGUACGACUGACGGCAGAGGAUGUGGACGAGGCGCAGAACGGUCCACCGUUCCAUUUCAGUAUUGACCCCAACGCUCCGUAUGAGAUCAAGGAACGGUUCCAAGUGCAAAACGACGAGCUGUACGCGUUGGUUGAGUUCGAUCGAGAGGAGCAAAAGGAGUACCGAGUUCCAAUCCGCAUUAGCGACUCUGGCGAAGAACCCAUGAGUGACGUCAGUAUCCUGCAGCUGGUGAUUGGAGAUGACAACGACAACGAGAUGAGACCAGGCGAAAGUCGCAUCUUCGUAUACAACUACAAAGGAGAAUCACCCAACACGGAAGUUGGACGCGUGUACGUAGACGAUCCAGACGACUGGGAUCUUCCAGAUAAGACGUUCAUGUGGGAUGAUGCUACCCGUCAUCAGUCGGUAGACUUUUUCGACCUAAACAGGGACACUGGUAUGAUCACCAUGCUUCAAGGUACACGUGGGGGAGAUUAUGAGUUGAACUUCCACGUGAUUGAACAGUCGAGUCAUUUCCCGCGGCAUAAUGUCACAGCCAAAGUGACGGUAACGGUGAAAGAGAUCCCAGAGGAGGCAGUGGAUAAGAGUGGAUCGAUCCGUUUCCAUAAUGUAACUGCGGAAGAGUUCGUAUCGCGCACACCUGGUCAGCUCACAACGCCCAAAGAUCGACUGCAGGCGAGCAUUGCAAACACGCUCAACGUUAGUCGAGAGAACGUGGAUGUGUUCACCGUGUUGAAGCGCGACAAUGUCAACGGAACCUUCCUGGACGUUCGGUUCUCGGCCCAUGGCAGUCCUUAUUACGCACCUGAACGUCUCAACGGAAUGAUGGGCUAUCGGCUCCGUCAGUUGGAAGAGGACGUAGGCUUUUCGGUGCUGAUGGUGGGCAUUGACGAGUGUAUCGAAGAAGGUCGCAACUGUGAGCUAUCGUGCAAGAAUACGCUCUACAAGUCGAACGUCCCUAUCGCGGUAUACACCAACACCAGCUCGUUUGUGGGUGUGAAUGCCUUCGUACAGGCAGAGUGUGUGUGUGAGGCUCCUUCACCGUCGCUCACAUGUCUCAAUGGAGGUUUCUUGGUGAACGAUCGCUGCUCCUGUCCCGAGGGCUUUGAAGGUCCUCAUUGUGAGAUGCUUGGCAUCGGGUUCUAUGGCAGUGGAUAUGCGCUUUAUCCCCCGAUCAGUCCUUGCAACAUGACGCGAAUAAGUGUAGAACUAUCACCGCAGCAGGAAGAUGGCUUGGUGAUGUACAUCGGUCCACUCAACUAUAAUCCUCGUCUGCCUGUGCAGGACUUCUUGGCGUUGGAGCUCGUGAAGGGACUCCCUGUGUUGCUGCUCGACUACGGCAGUGGUACCAUUCGUAUCGAACAUCGGCAUCGAUUCCCCCAGGGUAAGCCAUUCACCGUAGAGAUCGUGCUUCAACCGCAGACAAUCGAGAUGAUCGUCGACAACUGCAAGCUGUCCACGUGCAUGAGUCUGGAUGCGCCAAAGGGACCGAAUCGCUUCCUAAACGUGAAUGCUCCACUGCAACUCGGAGGAGCUGCAGUCAACCUAGACUACCUCGGAUCGCUGUUCAACUGGACGUACGUGCCACAGGACAAAGGUUUCAGUGGCUGCCUGCGCAAUCUCACCAUCAACGAGCGCACGUACGAUCUCGGUCUGCCCAGCCUGGCAAAGAAUGCCGAUCCGGGUUGCCAACGCUCGGUUGCGGUCGCCGUAUCGUUUGGCAUCGAUUCCUACUUCCUCAUUGCAAUCAUCGCGUGCAUAGUGGUGUUGCUCAUUUUGCUGCUAGCCGUUGUCGUGCACAAGAAGCACCAGGACGGCUGGCAUGAGAAGGAUAUGGACGACAUCCGGGAGACGAUUAUCAACUACGAGGAGGAGGGUGGCGGCGAACGGGACGCCGAGUACGAUCUCACCGUGCUGCAAGGUCCGCCGAUCUAUCUAGACAAACCGUACGGCAGCGAGCUGCGACAGAAGGAGGCAAACACCGAGGUGCCUGAUAUUGGCGCGUUCCUCACCGACAAGAAGGACGCGUGCGACAAGGAUGCGGACGCGUAUCCGAUCGACGAUGUGCGGCAUUACGCGUACGAGGGUGACGGCAACAGUACGGGCUCGCUGUCGAGCCUCGCUUCCUGCACGGACGAGGGUGAUCUGAAGUUCAACUAUCUAUCGAACUUCGGUCCACGGUUCCGCAAGCUCGCCGACAUGUAUGGGGAAGAACCGUCCGACACCGACUCGAACGUGGACGAUGAGGAAGGCUGGAGGAUAUGAGACGAACGCACGGGGCAUGAAGAAGGUGUGUGAUAAAAAAACGAACACAACUGUGUGCACAGUUUAUGGGUGAGCGUGGAAUGGAGUGAACGCGAUAACGAAAGCAUGCAAGCGUAUGUAUAACCGUUUUCCUAAUCAAACCUAGCGAUAGACGAUCUUGUUUUCUCUCUUGUGAUGAUCUUCCGUUCGGUAGUACUGAACCACCGUAUCUCAAAACAUGCAAAACCGAAGAGGACAAUCUGCUGUAGGACAAACACAUAGGUAUUCUAAACGUACGCCUCGAAGCGCAAAAGUCACGUUAGAUCGAAGAGAGGGGACAGUGUGUGCUGGUUCAGCUCGUUCGGAAUAGAAUUUUGUCUGUUCUGGGACGUACGGAUUUUAAGAAAACAGUAAACAUCGAUUCAGUUCCUACGGGCCGCAAACGUUUCUGCGAAAAUUGCACGAGUCAUCCUGCUGCCCUAAAUCAGGUUAGUUGAAAUAGUUAUGAGCUUAACUCUUGUGUCAAAGAUGUAUAAGGUAGCAACAUAUUUAUUCCUUCUCGGAGCAUUGCACAGUAAUAUGAGCUUGAGCGUGCAAAUACCACAAUUUUUCUCGCCUUCUGUCAUUUAUGCUUCCUCAUCUCGACAUUAGUGGGUGCACAAAUCCGUAUUACUGCUGCCCCGAGUGAGUCAAAUGUCAUGACUCCGUGAGUCAGCUCUAUUUCCACGCAAACGUAUCAAGUCCAAAAGCUUGCAACGCUUCUUGCGAACUCCCCACCCCUACUCCCUGCUACUGAUGUGGUACGCGUGGGUGAUUAAUAGUGCAAACCUCAAACUGGAACAUCCAGACCAACGCGAACAAAGAAGGUUCCUUUGCUUGCGGGAUGUUUUUUGUUGUUGUUGUUGUCCAACAUAAGGGAGAAUUUCCUUUCGACACCUCGCGUGUGCUCGCUCUCUCUCUCUUCUACGCUUUUCUUCAUACUAAUGUUAUUGAUUACCUUUUUCCCCCUUUACUGUCUUCGUAAAGGUUUCCCCAAGCCAAUACCUUAAGUCGGUUUUUUGUGUGUUGUUACUGUUAUUGCUUUUUGGAAUCAAAAGGAAGGGCUCGCACGACGAUGACUCAUAAUGUGCAAUCGGCUCGUAGUAACGGUGCGAUGUUUUUGCUGUUUUCUCACCUUAUUUUAGACCCUUUAGUGUAGUAUUAGCGGCGUGGCACUAAUAGAGAUGAUUGUUCAGGACUAUCUGCGAAGAAUGAAAUUCAACGACUAUGAACUACGGUUUAGAACUUCUCAAAAGCAAGGAACGGAUGCUUCGAGUGGGAAAUGGAGUAAUAGUGUGGAUUCUUCCGCUUUCCGUUCGUUCAUUUUAGGUUUCGUUAUCCAAAUUAUUUUUUGUAUAAGAUUAUUUCUAUUCCGUUACUAAUUUUUAGCUUAAGAGAUAGUAUCGCUAAGGGUUAGGAGGAUUAAAUCGACAUUGUGGAGAAGGGAGAUACGUGAACAUUUACUGUAGCAGAGGGGGUAUACAACAUGCAACCGAAUAUAAGACUUUUACAGAACGAAAAUCAAAAGAAGUAAACAUUUUCCAAUGUGCUAUCGAGAGAAGAGGAGCGAUGGUGUGUGAGUGUGUAUGUCAACGGUGUUCAUGCACAUCAUGCUUGUUGAAGAGCAGGUUAUUCUAGCAUUAAAUAGAGAAUAUGCGGUGAAGCAUUUAAGCAUUUAAGGAGUUCUCACGGAUCACGACAGCGGGAAUGGAAGAUAGUCGCUAAGGUUAGAUAGUGCUUAUAGGAGGUGAAGUGGGGGAAACAAAAGUGUGUUAUUUUAAUUAACAAGCGAACCAAUCAAUGGCAAACACACGCGACACACACAGAGCAUUGGGAAUGAGAGGAGAAAAACAACAUAUUUACAUCUGACCGAGCAUAAUGUGUGUACUUCGAGAGGCCACAAUUUUAAAGCCAAUUAUUUGAUACCGGAGCAAAGGAGAAGGAGAAGGUGGAGCACAGAUCGAAAUAUGCCUUACAAAUGUACCAUAGCAAAACGGGAGGGAAAACGAAUAAUGUUGCCUUAUUCAGCUGUGUGGCAGCUCCACUGCCGCGGUGCACCAUUUUGCAUUCAGUGUCCUCGCACAACGGUUGUGUUAGCACAGGGGGCGACAGGCAAGAUCGAAUCGAAGUCGUAUAUAUUUUUUGUGUAUUUAUUAGCUAGAUGAAUCAUAUAACACGGCGGCAGCUCUUAAAUAACGUGAUAAACCGAAGGAGCAAAGAUUGCGAACAAAUAGGGAAAGUUGUAGGUUGUAUAGAAGGAAAAAAAUAACUGAAAAAGGAAAGAUCACAUGCGUGAUGAGGUAUGAGAUGUUGAUCUCGUCCCCGAAGCGAACAAACAGUCCCGGAAAGUAGAGGAGUGUGUUCUUCCGUGCUUUUAGUUUACGUACGUGUACAGUCAACGAUUUUAAUUUUGUUCUUUGCUGCUAGGAAGAAACGUACUGUUUCAAAAACAUACAGAAAAGAAAAGGAGAUGGACACAUUAUUACGAUUAAGAACAUUUUGCUAGCAAUCCCCCCACAUAAGACACAGAGAGAAAGGAUAGUUUGCGUUGUAUAGCAUCGAUUUUAAUCGCGUAAAAAAGACACUGUAAAAGAAGCAAAGCAAUGACGAUUGUGGCAAUGUGGCGAUUUGUUUGUUGCAUUCCCUCUCGUCGAUAAUUUAAAACAAAACCUCUCAACAAACGGUUAGACUGCCCAAAAAACAAGCAAAUAUCUUAGCUAACAUUCCAUACAUUAUUAACUCGUUUUUGUUCGCAUUCAUUUAUGCGCCAUCCCUACUCUACCAUUCAGUAUCGAAACGAAUGCGCCCGUUUUUGUUGGGCUGUGGUUCGUGCGAAAUUUAGCCAGAAAUUUAGAAUCUCUUACACAUAAAGACACCUCAUUUUCGUACCAUAUAUCUCUCCCUCUCUCUGUCUGCCGGGAAUGUUUAGUUUUAAAGCCCCCCCCCCCUUUAUUCUUUGGAACAAAUCUCAUUACAGCACACUCCAAAAGGGGAUGAAGCUUGUUGUGUUUUAAUGUUGCUUCUUGCCCGUUGUUAGGUAGUAAUGUAACGAGCAGCAGGAAGGAAACGAGUUGAUUUUACAAUAGCCAACCCAUCAUCGGCAGUCUACCAUCGCUUUCCCAUUGUGUAAGCCUAGGAUUCGAUCCGUGUACGACAGAUUGUGCAUUCUCCAAUAAAUCGCACUAUGUUUGGUUCCUCGGGAACCACGACAUAAAUGAAGGGAGAUUUUAUUUGAACAAUAA
Molecule: messenger RNA, 9049 nt
Organism: Anopheles arabiensis
Lineage: Eukaryota; Metazoa; Arthropoda; Insecta; Diptera; Culicidae
Gene: shg
Product: DE-cadherin
Exons: 3
Coding region: 1134-5789 (1551 amino acids)
Biological process (GO): multicellular organism development; adherens junction organization; cell morphogenesis
Cellular component (GO): plasma membrane; adherens junction; catenin complex
Molecular function (GO): calcium ion binding; cadherin binding
Source: RefSeq, a predicted model, not a curated record